Molecule: messenger RNA, 2432 nt
Organism: Solea solea (common sole)
Lineage: Eukaryota; Metazoa; Chordata; Actinopteri; Pleuronectiformes; Soleidae
Product: growth hormone-regulated TBC protein 1
Exons: 15
Coding region: 92-2023 (643 amino acids)
Source: RefSeq, a predicted model, not a curated record
AAAUGAAGUGCCGUUGGUUGUUACUUUGACAGGCUGUGAUUUCAGGAGAACGGGACAGAAUUGCCUUCUAACAACCGUGUGUUUGUCAAAAAUGAGGAAGAGGAGCAGCAGCAGCGCCACCAGGAGGAGCUCCACGACCAGGCGACGCAGUGAGAAUCUGCGUUUUGACGAGUUCGGCUUCUAUGUCAGCAAAAGAAAGGACCAGAAAGUUCACCAGCAGCGAUGUCACGAUUACAGUUAUCCACAGUUGAGCUCAGUGAGGGUGAAGGAGCUGUGUGAGCUGCUCAGCUACUGGAAUGGGUCCAGCUUCAUCUGCAAGAGCCAGAUUGAGAGAUUUAUCAGAAUGGGGAUUCCUCCGAGUCUGCGAGGUCGCGUGUGGAAGUGUCUUCUUGGCACCGACAGUCUGAAAGAAAGCAGUGAUUUCAACUACCAGAAGUGCCUGUUAGAGGUGCGGGGGCCCCUGGUUGAUCUGGGUGUGAGCGAGUACGGCAUCCUGUCGGCGAUAGCGACGCUCAGCGAAACACAGAACGAUCUGGACCUGAACCCUCAGCAACCCUCAUCCACCAGCCCCGCCCCCUGCUACUCAGUCGACGACAUCACGCUGUUUCGACAGAUCGCUUUGGACCUGCAGCGCUCCUUCCCGACUCACCGCUCCCUGAUGGGAGAAAGUCCAGAAGCCAUUGAGGGUCAAGCCAAACUCUUCAGGGUCCUCAUCGCCUACGCCAAAUACAACCCACAGGUCGGAUACAGCCAAGGGAUGUCCUACAUAGCCGCUGUCCUGCUGAUGCAGUUGGGUGAGGAGGAGGAGGCGUUUUGGGCUCUGACAGCUUUGUUGGAUAAACCCAAGUAUCUGGCUCAACUCUUUGACCUCAGCCUCGCCAAGGUCCGCCAUCAGGUGAAGGUGUUUGACCAGUUCCUGAAACACAGGAAGCCAAAGCUCUCCAAACACUUGGAGUCAGUGGGAGUCUCGUCAGUCCACUUUGUGAUGCCGUGGUUCCUCGCCCUGUUCACUUCACUGCCCUGCUGGGACUCUGUCCUCGCUGUCUGGGACCUCAUCAUUCUGCAUGGUCUGUCUGCCGUGUUCCGCUCCGCUCUGACCGUCAUCGAUCUCCUGGAGCCUCGACUGAUGGACCUGACUGAUGAGGGAGCGGUGCUGCCUCUGCUGUUGAGACUUCCCGUCGACGUAGCCCAGUACAGCGUUUUGGUUCCUGCUCUGUGGGAGACUGAAGUCCAAGACUGGGAGCUCAAAUGUAUGAACAGUCUGGUGCUGGACGAGAACCACCAUGGACCCAAAACAGAACAGUUUCCAGAAAAGCCGAGAAAAGCCUCCGUGUUGACUCCAGUUAGAGGUAAAGAAGAAGAGACUGCACCACAAGGACAAAAACCUGCUGAAAAAGACUCAGUUGGUGGAGCGAAAAGCGUCCUCACCCGAAUGAUGCGCCUGGCCCAGCGGUACCUGUUUGACCCGAGGGGUCGACAGCAGACUGAAGAGAAGAGUUUACAAACACAAGGCAAAUCCAGACAGCGCAGUCCUGCACCGGGACGGGUUUUCAGGAGUCGGACGUCGGCGUCACAAACAAAAACUCAGAUCAGAUCCAGGAGGCGGAGCCAGCAGGGAGGCAGAGGCCAGCAGCCGGUGGCUCAGGGGAGCGGCGGUGAUGUCACCGCGACAGAUACUACAGCAGUUUGUGUGCAAACUGACAGAGCAGAGCAAAGCUUCAGGAGAGCAGGCACGGGGCCCGUUGGCAAGGUGUCUCGUCACCACAGCAACCACAACCUCAGGAUCAAGUCCCUCCGCGUUCUACGCAGUGGACGGAACCCGCCAAGCCAAGCGUCCUCCUCUGUACCCCCCUCAUCCCUUCGUUCCUGUUCGCUCCCAGCAUCCACUCCUCCAUCGUCCGGAGAGCAGCAGCAAAAGCACGGGCAGCAGGAAUCACCCAGGAUGGCUUUCCUCAAGGAAUUGUCGUCCAGACACCAGAUCAGUCUCCCGUUCAGGAACGUCAGGGAGUCCAAGCUGAUCUGACGGAAAUCUGAAGUCAAAGAUAACAAAGAACAAACUCAUAAAUGAAUGAUGUUUUCCAGACGAUUCAGGUCUUACAACCUCCUCCUAGAACACAUCCGGUGGACAUCUACCACAGCUUCAUGGAGAAGUUCAUGGUGACCUCACAUGGAGAUAAGAUUUGUAGACUUUGCUUGUAUUUGACUGUUGACACCAUCAGAAUUUUCGAUCUGUUUUUCCGUAUCGCGUUCAUUCAGGUCAUAAUUUUGUAGACCUGGGGAUUAAAACUGCAGGUAAUCUGAUAAUAUGAAGCUGUAAAAUCCAGGGUUUCUUUUGUAAGAGUGUGUGGGGUUUAUUUUUUUCCUCUUGACCCCAUAAAUACUCUGUUUUUAAAUGACACUCAAAUCUAAUAAAUUAUAGAUUUUUCACUUUC